Molecule: messenger RNA, 5448 nt
Organism: Myiozetetes cayanensis
Lineage: Eukaryota; Metazoa; Chordata; Aves; Passeriformes; Tyrannidae
Gene: OSBPL10
Product: oxysterol binding protein like 10
Exons: 13
Coding region: 16-2388 (790 amino acids)
Cellular component (GO): cytosol; membrane; intracellular membrane-bounded organelle
Molecular function (GO): cholesterol binding
Source: RefSeq, a predicted model, not a curated record
CCGCCGCGGGGCUCCAUGGAGAAAGCGGCGGCGAGCGAGGGCGGCGGCAGCAACAGCAGCAGCCGCAGCAGCAGCCGCCCCACGUCGGCGGGCUCGUCCCCCUCGUCCUCCUCCGCCAGCCGCGGGCUCCCGGGCCGGGUGGCGGCCGCGGGGAGGCUGGAUGGAGGCGGGGGGGCCGGCGGCGGCAGCAGCAGCCCCGGCUCGGCGGCGGCCAGCCCGGGGGGCGCGCAGGCGCCCGGCAGCGGCGGCAGGCGGCGGGAGCCGGUGCUGGAAGGGACGCUCAGCAAAUACACCAACCUCCUGCAGGGCUGGCAGAGCAGGUACUUUGUGCUGGACUUUGAGACGGGGAUUCUGCAGUAUUUCGUGAAUGAACAAAGUAAAAACCAGAAGCCAAGAGGAGCCUUGUCUUUAGCUGGAGCUAUAAUAUCGCCCAGUGAUGAAGUGCCACACAUGUUGGUGGUCUACUCUGCUAAUGGAGAGAUGUAUAAGUUAAAAGCUGCUGAUGCAAAGGAGAAACAAUACUGGAUAACUCAGCUUCGAUCCUGUGCCAAACAUCACAAGGAAGGUAAUUCUAAGAACAUUUCAUCAUCACGAAGUAGAAGCUCAUCUCUGCUGCCUCCUGGAACAGUUAAUUCUGCAUCUCCCAGUGGCCAGAAACACAUGAGUCAAAGUGGGCCAACCGUUGUCACCAUCACACAUCACAAAUCACCUGCAGCCGCUCGAAGAGCAAAGAACCAGCGAUCUGGUCAACUCAAUGAAGUCAAAGAGGCCUUUGGUAGUCUCAAGCCCAUCGUUUUUGUGGAUGUUUUUGGACCUUUACAGAUAAUGAGCCAAGUUGAAGGACAACAAAAGAACCUUGUACAAGCCAUUGAAGCUCUCCCAAGUUCUGGGCCCCUUUCUGCCUUGGAUCAGGACUUGCUACUUUUAAAAGCUACCUCUGCUGCCACCCUGAGCUGCCUUGGAGAAUGCCUGAGUCUAUUACAGCAAAGCAUGCAUCAAGUGGGCCAUCAUCAUAAUAGAACACUGUCAUCAGAAGGUAUCCUGGGAUGGCCUGGGCCCAAGUCACACUCCCAAGAGCAACUGAAAAAUGGUGCCCUCAGCUCCUUAUCAUCUGCCAGUGCCAACAUUACAUGGGCAAUAGUACCAUCUGCCUCCCAGGACGGACAGGCGCUACAACCAAAUACAGAGCAUUCAGCUUCUGAGUUGAUCCUAGUUGAAGAUGAAAUGACAGAUACUGAAGAUAAUGAAGAGGAGGAUUUAGGAGUCAUGGAUGAUCAACGCAGUGUAAUUCUCCAUCUUAUCUCUCAGCUCAAACUUGGCAUGGACCUUACCAGGGUAGUGCUUCCAACAUUUAUUUUGGAGAAAAGAUCCCUGCUGGAGAUGUAUGCAAAUUUCAUGGCCCAUCCAGACCUGUUUUUGUCAAUUGCAGCUGGAACCACUCCCGAGGAAAGAAUUAUCUGCUUUGUGGAGUAUUAUCUAACAGCUUUUCACGAAGGCCGAAAGGGAGCAGUUGCCAAGAAACCCUAUAACCCUAUAAUUGGUGAAACCUUUCAUUGCUCGUGGGAUGUGCCUAAAGAUAAAGUGAAAGCAUUCAGAACUAAUGGUACCUCCACGGUUUCUAAGGACCCAACCAAGGAGUUUGGCCAGGACCAGUCCGCGUGCUACAAGCUGAGGUUUGUAGCUGAACAAGUGUCCCAUCAUCCGCCGGUAUCUUGCUUUUAUUGUGAAUGCAAAGAGAAGAAAAUGUGUGUGAAUGCUCACGUAUGGACCAAAAGCAAGUUUAUGGGCAUGUCAAUAGGUGUUUCUAUGGUAGGUGAAGGUGUUCUUUACUUGCUGGAACACGAAGAAGAGUAUGUUUUCACCCUGCCCAGUGCCUAUGCUCGUUCAAUACUUACCAUCCCAUGGGUGGAGCUUGGAGGGAAAGUCAACAUCAAUUGUGCCAGAACAGGCUAUUCUGCCACUGUCACGUUCCACACCAAGCCGUUCUAUGGAGGGAAGGUCCACAGGGUUACAGCCGAAGUGAAACACAAUCCCACAAACACCAUUGUGUGCAAGGCACAGGGAGAAUGGAAUGGUACACUGGAAUUUACUUACAGCAAUGGAGACACCAAAGUGAUUGACACCAACAAACUGCCUGUUGUCAGGAAAAAGAUCAGGCCGAUCGCGAAGCAAGGCCCGCUGGAAUCGAGGCGCCUGUGGCAGAACGUCACCAACUCUCUGAAGGAAGGGAACAUCGAUGCAGCCACGGAACACAAGCACCGCCUGGAAGAGAGGCAGCGGGCAGAGGAGAGGCAGCGUGCGGCUCUCACCACACCCUGGAAACCCAAGUAUUUUGUCAAAGAGGGUGAUGGCUGGCUGUACUUGAAUCCUCUCUGGAAGACCCAUUGAUGGCAGAGAGCAGUUGCUCAUAACUUUACCUGAAAGGCAUUAAAAUGUUACAGUAUGUAGCUUCAGGAUGUCAUUGGAUAGGUCCUGUAAUCAGAAGAUCCCCACAGGAAGCUAUGUACUGUGAAUGAUGCAUCUCAAAAUAACCAUGAGCUCGAGUUUAUUCAGGAGCCAUUUUGUGUGUACGGAUACACAGACACACAUGCACACACCCAUGAAUACACACGUAUGUACACACAGUGUGUAUGUGUUUGUGUGUGUAUUAUUUACACUACAUGUAAACAGGUAUAAACACUAACAGCGAUUCAAAGACCUUUUCCUCUAAGUGUUAGGGCACAGAACUCCAGCUGGACUCAGCUGGGGUUCCCCGAGUUGUGUGCUUGCAGGAUCAGGCCCUAUGCUAGUAUUUAAGAAAAUACUUUUUUAGUACUGGUUAAGGUUUUUCUAUUUUUCACUUUUGCCAAAAAUGUUUUGCACUUAAAAUGUGACGUGUCUCUUACUGGCAGUUGUUCUGUCUAAAGUCACCGAGUAACUCACUUUGACAUAAGAAUGAUACACUGACCGUGUGUUCGCUCCCUGGGAUGCCGAUUUAAGGGCAUGUUUCCUGUCACUUACCAGUGUGAAUUUUCUGCCAUCCUGUAAGAAGUAGCAAUACCUUCUCAAGAACGUUGUUCGCACUAACCUGUUGUGUCCUCACUCUUUUGUCUGUUCGUAUUUCAGCUGUUUAAUUGACCUCUGGUCACCCGUGACCAGCUGCUCUGGUAACUUUGAUCUUGCUGUGUAAUGUUUUCUGGCCACUGUCAUGCCAGCACUUCUGGCUUACAUGUUCCGCUAAAUCCCUCCUGGCAGAUGUAACUGCGGUGUUCCAGCUCACUCUUGCCUCAGCUCUCCACGUCCUGUAAGAGAGGCUUGGCACACCACUGGGCUCUGCUGGGGACACCCUGGUCACAGCCUUUGCCUUUCCAGUGAAACCACUGCUGAUGUCUGGGCUGUGCAGGCAGGAGCCCUGUCCUUGUGUGUGGCUGUGAUGGGCAUAAGCUUUCCCCACCGGCCCCAAGGUGGGUUCUGUUCACUGCUCUGGAGAAACAGAGCUGCUCUGCUCAGAGCCUUUAAACCCUCUUAGGGCUCCAAGCAGCCCUAUAUUUCAGUUUCUUUGGCUUUUAACCCAGGGGAUUGCUUCUGGAUGAAACACUCGGAUGAGAUGAUAUAACUAGCCUUCUCAGAGAAAUGAUUUUCUGAUGAAAAAGUAACAAUUUAGUACAUUAUUACACGGAGACAAUAACUUUUUUAAUUAAACAAAUGGAAUACAAUUUGUUUUGUAGAUCAAAAAGGUAAAAAAAUCCUGUAGCUUGAUCUUGCUUUGUAAGGUAACCACUGUGACACUGACAAAGUGGGUUCUAAAGGUCUGUUAAGGCUUUGUUGAUUUUUAGUUCAUAUUUGUUGAAAGUGAAGAUGUUUUUGAGAGAGGUGGCAGCAAAAGGCACAUGUACAAUGUGCUGACUUCUGCUCAGUGCUUCUUUCCACAGUGCCCCUAAAGAAACCACUGUAUUUCCAACACACAGUAGCAUGGAUGCCUACCUGUCUGUAGUACUGAUUGAUUUUGUGCCUUUUGUCUGCUUUCUUAAUACACUAACUUACGCUUUAUAGGUGUUACACAAAGAUACUUAGGUCAAAGCACUGCUCACAUCUGUCCUUGUGCAUCCUGCGUUUUGGUUUUUUGGUAGAUGUCAAAAUCCUUUGAGCGACUCAAAAGGCUGAGCAGAGGUGUGUACACAAGGAAACAUGCCAUUAAUUGUUCCUUUGGACAUAAUAUGUAAUAGAUCUUUACAUUUGAGCUUCAGAUCCCUGUUUAAUGAAGGUGUGGCUACUUUUUUCUCCUAAAUCCUAUUUUGUCUGCUUGUCUGUCCUUUUUUUUUGCACAUUAGAAAAACUCAUGUUCUAAAUUAUUUAAAUCCUGUUUUUUAAAAGAAGUGGACUGUAUGAGCUUGGUUUUGUAACUGACACUUUUUUUUUAAAGGAAAAAAAAUUAUUUUUUAGGAAUAGUUGAUGUAAUAGUUUUCUGUAACAAAACCAAAAUGAUGCUGUUGUAGUAUUUACUGAACCAAGUAUCAUCAGGAAAAUGUGUACUUUAUCACCUGCAGGAAUUCACUUUGUAACGGAUCCACUCAUUUUCUAGAGGUUAGUCUGAUAAGUACCUAGAAGUAUUCCUACAGUUUGUAAUAUCACAAAGAACAAUCGAAAAAGCAGAAUUAAACACAUGGAACAUCCUCCCAAAACUCUUUCACACACCAAAGAACAAGACACAUACUCACUAAAAUAGCCAUUGCAAACCUCUGUGUGUCAGGCAUGCAGGCCUUUGCCACUGAAGGAGUAACCUCUUUCAGCUUUGAUGGUGUGACUGUCGAGGCUACAGAGAUGCUGUAGCCUUUCUUUUAAGGAGAAAUCUGAGUAAUUUUCUGCUUGUAAUUUAUUGAAGAUUUUUUCUGUCUGCAUGGUUGGUUGUUUCUGCAUGCCAAGAACAUUCCACUUGUGCUCUGAUCAAUGUUUUGUUCCAUUCUGAUGCUGUGGAGAGUCCCCUGAUGCCAUUACCCCUGUUUAUUUCCCAAAGAAAGAACUUGGGAGACACAAACAUAAAAACAGUCCUUUCUGAAAAGAUCCCAUCAGCGAGAGAUUCCAGAAUAGGAUUCACAACUGUCAUUUUAUUUUUCUGAUAGCUACGUGUUUGGUAUAUUUUACAGGACUGAAAAGUAAAUAUUCAUAAGCCUUAUUCUGUAGGUUGUUCCAAUAGCUGUCUUGGAAUUGCAAGUAAAUACUUUCCUUUUCAAGUAGCCAAUGUACACUGAAUUGUAAUGUAAAAACCUCCAUGUACUUCAAUUUUUUUGUGUGCACACCUGUAGAAAGCCUAUGCAACCUUUUUCUUUCCUAAAUUAGAAAUGUUCAGAAGGAAAAUUUAUACCUUUAUCAUUUAAAAGAUGCUCUGGCAGUCUCUUCUGAUUUGCCUUCCUUUCAUAAUUUGUGAAUUUAAAAUGAGAAUGCUCAUGAAUAAAAGAUUUGUUUCAUUUA